Molecule: messenger RNA, 3059 nt
Organism: Otolemur garnettii (small-eared galago)
Lineage: Eukaryota; Metazoa; Chordata; Mammalia; Primates; Galagidae
Gene: PPP1R13L
Product: protein phosphatase 1 regulatory subunit 13 like
Exons: 13
Coding region: 55-2544 (829 amino acids)
Biological process (GO): regulation of transcription by RNA polymerase II; positive regulation of cell differentiation
Molecular function (GO): transcription factor binding
Source: RefSeq, a predicted model, not a curated record
GAAGCCCCCUGGUGCCUGGAUCUUCCCUGGAUCCCGCCUGCUCCAGCUGGCACCAUGGACAGCGAGGCAUUCCAGAGUGCCCGGGACCUUCUGGACCUGAAUUUCCAGUCACUGGCCAUGAAGCACAUGGAGCAUAUGAAGCAGAUGGAGCUGGACACAGCAGCAGCCAAGGUGGACGAACUGACCAAGCAGCUGGAAUCCCUGUGGUCAGACUCUCCAGCGCCUCCUGGCCCACAGGCUGGAGUGCCUUCUAGGCUGUCCCGGUACAGCUCCAGCCCGGUUUCUGAACUCAUGGGCAACCGAGGGUCUCCCCGGAAGGCAACCACUGACAGCAUAGAUACCUCAUUCCCACGCUCGGAGAGUGCCCCGGUCCUGCAUCCCUACAGUCCGUUAUCACCCAAGGGCCGGCCAUCGUCUCCCCGCACUCCGCUCUACCUGCAGCCGGACGCCUACAGCAGCCUGGACCGCGCACCUUCACCCCGGCCCCGCGCCUUUGAUGGGGCAAGCAGCUCCCUUGGCCGUGCACCCUCCCCGCGGCCCGGGCCAGGCCCGCUCCGCCAGCAGGGUGCCCCCACGCCCUUCGACUUCCUGGGCCGCGCUGGCUCUCCACGUGGCAGCCCUCUGGCCGAGGGGCCCCAGGCCUUCUUCCCGGAACGUGGGCCCUCGCCGCGCCCCGCGGCUGCGUACGAUGCGCCCUCGGUCUUUGGGAGCUCUCUGUUGGGCACCGGCGGAAGCGCUUUUGCCCCGCCUCUGCGUGCACAAGACGACCUGACGCUGCGCCGGCGGACCCCCAAAGCCUGGAACGAGUCUGACCUAGAUGUGGCGUAUGAGAAGAAGUCUUCCCAGAGCUAUGAACGCCUGGAUGUGUUCCCACGGCCUGCCUCACCAGGCCUGCAGCUGUUGCCCUGGAGGGAGAGCAGCCUGGACGGGCUGGGGGCCCCUGGCAAGGACAACCUCACCAGUGCCACCCUGCCGCGCAAUUACAAGGUCUCCCCUCUGGCCAAUGACAGGCGUUCAGAUGUGGGCAGCUACCGCCGUUCCCUGGGCUCUGCUGGGCAGUCAGGCACUCUGCCCCGCAGCUGGCAACCUGUCAGCCGCAUCCCCAUGCCCCCUUCCAGCCCCCAGCCCCGCGGUGCCCCACGCCAGCGCCCUAUCCCUCUCAGCAUGAUAUUCAAACUGCAGAAUGCCUUUUGGGAGCAUGGAGCUAGCAGGGCCAUGUUCCCUGGAUCACCCAUCUUCACUCGACCACCCCCGCCUAAGCUGCCUCCCCAGCCACAACCACCCCCCCAGCUCCAGCCACAACCACAGCCUCAGCUGCCCCCACAGCCCCAGCCCCAGCCCCAACCACAGCCCCAACCCCCUACCCCAGUUCCACAGCCUCCCCAACAGACAUGGGCCCCUGUGAACGAAGGCCCCCCCAAACCUCCCGCUGAGCUGGAGCCUGAACCAGAGAUUGAAGGGCUGCUGGCACCAGUGCUGGAGGCUGGCGAUGGAGAUGAGGGCACUGUGACUCGACCCCUCAGCCCGACAAGGCUACAGCCAGCACUGCCACCUGAGGCGCAGUCGGUGCCCGAGCUGGAGGAGGUGGCACGGAUCCUGGCAGAGAUUCCUCGGCCGCUCAAACGCAGGGGCUCCAUGGAGCAGAGCCCCGCUGUGGCCCUGCCCCCCACCCACAAGAAACAGUACCAGCAGAUCAUCAACCGCCUCUUCCAUCGCCAUGGUGGGCCGGGGUCUGGGGGCCCUGAGCCAGAGCUGUCCUCCAUUACUGAGGGACCUGAGGCCAGGGCAGGGCCCCCUGCUCCUGCCCCACCAGCUCCUAUACCUCCCCCAGCCCUGCCCCAGAGCAGUCCACCAGAGCAGCCACAGAGCAUGGAGAUGCGCUCAGUCUUGCGGAAGGCGGGCUCUCCGCGCAAGGCCCGCCGCGCGCGCCUCAAUCCACUGGUGCUGCUGCUAGACGCCGCCUUAACCGGGGAGCUGGAGGUGGUGCAACAGGCGGUGAAGGAGAUGAACGACCCGAGCCAGCCCAACGAGGAGGGCAUCACCGCCCUGCACAACGCCAUCUGCGGCGCCAACUACUCCAUCGUGGAUUUCCUCAUUGCCGCCGGGGCCAACGUCAACUCUCCUGACAGCCACGGCUGGACACCGUUGCACUGCGCAGCGUCGUGCAAUGACACAGCCAUUUGCAUGGCUCUGGUGCAGCACGGCGCCGCGAUCUUUGCCACCACGCUCAGUGACGGCGCCACCGCCAUCGAGAAGUGCGACCCCUACCGUGAGGGUUAUGCCGACUGCGCCACCUACCUGGCAGACGUGGAGCAGAGUAUGGGGCUGAUGAACAACGGGGCGGUGUACGCUCUCUGGGACUACAGCGCUGAGUUCGGGGACGAGCUUUCUUUCCGCGAGGGCGAGUCGGUCACUGUGCUGCGGAGGGACGGGCCAGAGGAGACCGACUGGUGGUGGGCUGCACUGCAUGGCCAGGAGGGCUACGUGCCGCGCAACUACUUCGGGCUCUUUCCCAGGGUGAAGCCUCAGAGGAAUAAAGUCUAGUAGGACAGAAGGACGUUCAGAGAGGGGCUGGAGCAAGUAGCCCUACCUCAGCUCCGGCCUCCCAUUCCGUUUACUGCUGCCUUUAGCUGCACCCCCUAACCCUCCAAUGGUGCAGGCCUCACGCCAGUCCUCUGCUCUCCCGGAAGCCCAGGGGAGAAGGAGGACCCCAGCCUUAAAUUUAGGAAUCUGCCUUAGCCCUUGGAGGUCCAGGAGGGGCUAGGAAUCACUGGGGCAAGAGAAUUCCCCCCCUUUUGCCACAUUAGAUCCCGUUCAAAGUGCCUCCCACUCCUACUGUCACUCCCCCUACCCCCAGCAAGACAACCCACUGGUGAUCCCCACUUGAUUUCCCUGGGAGUCACUUCUGACCACAUCCCUCCCAGUGGCUUGGUGUAAAAAGGCACAUUGGACUCUACCAGGAACCCUGCCCUACCUCUCCCCAGUUAAGUGCCUUUACAGAGCUCUGGUUUUAUGUUUAUAACAAAAUGGGGACGUUUCUUUAUAAAUAAAGGUAGUUU